UGGACCAUCAUGAAGAGCACCCCGAAGAGGAACUUGAAGACAAUGCAGACGAAGGUAUCAAUUUAGAAGAGGCUUGUAAUGAAGAUCUUACAACAAAGAAGAAGAAAAGUAGGUAGACUAAGGGGAUAGUGCGAUUGGCAAAAAUAAUUGCUGACAAGAUCAAAGGGAUUAAGAUAAAUUUAAGGUUUAACAAGAGAGGGCAAUCAAUUGGAACUCCGGAGAGAGCGUUACAAUGCUAUUUGGGGAUGCAAGCAAAGUCAAUGGUGUCAAUUACAUAUGAUAAUUGGCAUGAUGUUCCUGCUGCAACUUUAGAGAAUGUUUGGAAAGAUGUAAAUCUAGCUUUUCAUCUUAAUGAGGGAAUGAGAAAGGAAGUGAUGAGUUCAGUAGGCAUCAAGUGGAGGACAUUCAAAACAUUUUUUACUAGAAGAUUUGUAGCUCCUUACCUUAACAACCAAGAUUUAUUGGAAGCAAAUCCCACUGCAUUAGAUGUGCCUCCAAAAAGAUAUAACAUUCCUGAGGAGGAAUGGAAAAACUUCGUCACCAAAAGAAAAAGUAAAGAAUUUCAAGAAUUUAGUAAAAAACAAAAAGAGAGGUGUGCUGCUUUGGAGUAUCCUCAUCGUUCAUCACAACACAGUUAUAAAGAAAUAGAAAUUGACCUUGUAAGUGAGCUUUUACUAUUGAUUUUAAUUUUUGUAGUGUAG
Humulus lupulus (European hop) is the source of this 701-nucleotide messenger RNA. RefSeq lists its product as uncharacterized. NCBI's taxonomy places the organism in Eukaryota, Viridiplantae, Streptophyta, Magnoliopsida, Rosales, Cannabaceae. The transcript is spliced from 3 exons. The record is from RefSeq and is a predicted model, not a curated record. The coding region runs from base 246 to 701 and encodes 151 amino acids.